This is a messenger RNA of Arabidopsis arenosa, 1924 nucleotides long. Lineage: Eukaryota; Viridiplantae; Streptophyta; Magnoliopsida; Brassicales; Brassicaceae. The record is from the annotation of a GenBank genome assembly.
GAUCUGUACUCGAUCGUAUCUAUGCAGAGCUCAGGUGGGUUUUUCCUCAAACUUGUCUUCGCCUCUUGAUUCAUUUGCAAUCCCUAGUCGAUUUCUUUGGAAAUUCCGAACCUUUUCUUCGAAACCAGAUUCUAUGCUUCAAUUAGUACUUGAGAACGAUUGGUCUAAGGAAGUAGAGGAAGGAUUGAGGAAACCGGAUUUGUCUUUAACACACGAGACUGCGAUUUACGUUUUGAGGAAAUUGGAGAAGUAUCCUGAAAAAGCUUAUUACUUUCUUGAUUGGGUUUUGCGAGAUUCAGGGCUUAGUCCAAGUACUCCACUUUAUAGCAUUAUGUUGAGGAUUUUAGUGCAGCAGAGAUCGAUGAAGCGGUUUUGGAUGACUUUGAGUGAGAUGAAACAAGGAGGGUUUUAUUUAGAUGAGGAAACUUAUAAGACUAUUUAUGGUGAGCUUAAUAAGGAGAAAUCGAAAGCGGAUGCUGUGGCUGUGGCUCAUUUUUAUGAGAGAAUGCUUAAGGAGAAUGCAAUGUCUGUUGUUGCUGGAGAUGUUUCUGCUGUUGUUACGAAGGGGGAUUGGAGUUGUGAGGUUGAGAGGGAAUUGCAGGAGAUGAAGCUCGUUUUGUCGGAUAAUUUUGUUAUCAGGGUGUUGAAGGAACUAAGGGAACAUCCCUUGAAAGCUUUGGCGUUUUUCCAUUGGGUUGGUGGUAGUUCUUCUGGUUAUCAACACAGUACUGUUACUUAUAACGCGGCUUUGAGGGUUUUGGCCAGGCGUAAUUCGGUUGCUGAGUUUUGGAGUGUUGUUGAUGAAAUGAAGACCGCAGGGCAUGAGAUGGAUCUUGACACUUAUAUAAAGGUUUCAAGACAGUUUCAGAAAUCUAGAAUGAUUACUGAGACAGUUAAGCUUUAUGAACAUAUGAUGGAUGGUCCAUUCAAACCAUCUAUUCAAGAUUGUAGUCUUUUGUUGAGGUAUUUAUCGGCUCGUCCCAACCCAGAUUUGGAUUUGGUGUUUCGGGUUUCGAGGAAAUAUGAAUCAACAGGGAAGUCUCUCUCAAAAGCUGUUUAUGAUGGAAUCCACAGGUCUUUAACCAGUGUAGGUAGGUUUGACGAAGCUGAGGAAAUCACGAAGGCAAUGAGAAAUGCGGGUUAUGAGCCGGAUAACAUCACAUACAGCCAACUCGUGUUUGGGCUUUGUAAAGCUAAGAGAUUAGAAGAAGCCCGCGGAGUCCUUGAUCAAAUGGAAGCACAAGGAUGCUUUCCCGACAUAAAAACUUGGACUAUUCUGAUCCAAGGGCUCUGCAAAAACAAUGAAUUGGAUAGUGCCUUGGCGUGUUUUGCGAAUAUGCUAGAGAAAGGGUUUGAUAUUGACUCUAAUCUGCUUGAUGUCUUGAUAGAUGGGUUUCUUAUCCAAAACAGGAUCGAGGGGGCAAGCAUAUUCCUUAUGGAGAUGGUGAAAAAUGCCAAUGUAAAGCCUUGGCAAAGCACUUACAAACGUCUUAUAGACAAGCUGCUAGAGAUCAAGAAGGGCAAAGAAGCGCUAGAUCUUCUUCAGUUGAUGAAGAAGCAAAAUUACCCUGCAUACGCAGAAGCUUUUGAUGGAUACUUUGCAAAGUUUGGGACUUUGGAAGACGCUAAGAAGUUCUUGGAUGUGCUAAGCUCCAAGGAUUCUCCUUCCUUUGCAGCCUACUUUCAUGUCAUUGAAGCUUUCUAUCGAGAAGGAAGACUCACUGAUGCGAAAAAUCUUCUCUUCAUAUGUCCCCAUCACUUUAAAACACACCCUAAAAUCUCUGAACUAUUUGGUGCUGCAGCUUGAGGUAUUCUAUCACCCAAUUGUUCUGCAGAGACAUGUCCAUCAUAGCAAACCAAGAGGUCAUCUACUGCUUGAAAGCCUUUCCAUUCGACUUCUCUGGAGUAAAACAAUAACACUCUU